Molecule: messenger RNA, 1868 nt
Organism: Ruditapes philippinarum (Manila clam)
Lineage: Eukaryota; Metazoa; Mollusca; Bivalvia; Venerida; Veneridae
Exons: 6
Coding region: 332-1567 (411 amino acids)
Source: RefSeq, a predicted model, not a curated record
UGAUAAUGGAUAACAAUGACAAAAAGCAACUUUGGACAAAGCUAAAUGUGUAUCUUUCUACAGUAGUCAGAUUUUUGUUACUGUUACAUGUAUGGAUUGGAAUGAAAUGAACAAAAACUUGAAUCGUUUUAAUGUCAAAUAAAAGAAAUCAAAGUUCUCAGCAGUGGAUCUAAUGAGUUACAGGGUUUUGUGUUUUUGCAAGAAUUGUUCCAUUUUAUUCACACUCAGAGGGAAUGGAAACUGUUUCAUUGCAGGCUUUUGUUCAUGGUUUGUAUGUGCUUAAUUUUAUAUUCAUAACAUGCAACAAGAAUGAAGAAAUAAGUUUCCUCAAAUGGCAACAAUGACAUGUGACGAGGAUACAAUUACGCGAAUUAUGCAUGCAAAUUAUAUGGAUACCUCGGCGUACUUUUUGAUUACGAUUUCUGCUGUGGUUGUUUUUAUGGGUACUAAAAUUGUGUUCAGCAAAAUUCGCAGAGACAUGGCACAAUCAACAGUGAUAAUAAUAGGAGCUGGUCCUAUAGGUUUGACUUCAGCACUUAUUGCUGUUCAGUGUACUCGUGUAAGAAAACUAGUGCUGUAUGAGGAACAUACAAAAUCCAACGUUGAAAAAAGAAUGUAUCAGAUAACCAUACAAUCCCAAUAUGUGUCAUUUCUAAGGAGUUAUGGGGUUGAUUUUGACAACUUAGAAGGGUUAUGGAAAGAUGGAUGCUUUUACACACGGGCUGGAAUAUACCUUGAAUAUAUAUUACACAUUUUACCACUUUAUGCAACAGACAUCGAUAUGAAAUUUGGCACAAAAUUUUGUCGUGACAGCAGUGACAUAGUUGAUCAAAUAUCUGGACGUAAGUUGGUAAUAUGUUGCGACGGAUCUUCAGGACUUGCAUCAACUACUUUAGGACUUAGUGAUGAAUGUAUAAUUCACCCAAGUGGAAUAUUUGGAGCUGUUGCUUCUUUAGAACGUAACAAUAAAACACUAGUACCAGCACCUGAAAAACGUGUUCAUAAUCUUUCCUUCGAUAUAUCGGCGUACAAUUCUUCUGCCUUUGAGGACAAUGGAGGUUCACCGUUUACUUUGAAGAUUUUUGGAAACACAAAAUAUAGACAUUUAGCCUUAGCCAUUAACAAAUGUGAUUCAAAUGUUUUCAGGGUUUUAAGAACAGUAUUAGAUAAAUCGAUGAUGAGAAAUAUAUUUUUGAAAUGUUUCAAUACUUACAAGCUGUCAGACGAAGCGAGUAUAAGUGACUCAUAUUGCCUCAACAACAUGAAGUUUAGCCCAAGAUUGUAUGAAAUUAAACUGUCACAGAAGAUGGAAAAUGUUGUUUACAUAGAAGACUGUGAUCUUUUUAUUAUAACAGAGGGCGAUGCUUCAAGAUCGUGUAACUUUAAUACAGGAUUGGAGCUCAACAUUGGCUUGCAAGGUUUAACAACGCUAGAACCAUUUAUAGAGGGCGUUUCUCUCGCUGAAACAGAACAUUCUAUUAUGCAUACCCUUCUUUUUAAAAUGGAACAUUCUGAUAAAAUAUGUAAAGACCAUUUAAAGUAUGGUCUGAAGGAAUUUAUAUUUUGAUACAAUGUUUGGUCAAAUGACUAUGCAAAUACUCAUACAAUCUUUAUCUUUAAUUAGAGUAAUUAAAACUGUUCUGACCAACUUAUGUUUAGGAGUCUACCAUGGUACUUUCAUAAAAGAACUACUUCAAUAGAUUAGAUCUGUGUUUCUUUUAAUUACUUCGUCUCUUAUCUAGAAAUUAAAUUAUACAGGCAAUCAGGCGCAUGUCUCCAAUCUGUAUUUAUCAAUUUUGCCAUCCGUUUGAUCUUUGAAAUAAUUUGAAUAACCCAUUUUACUCACGCGCUGAGUAAAUUACUGAUAA